Neocloeon triangulifer is the source of this 1583-nucleotide messenger RNA. Its product is annotated as myosin-9-like. Gene Ontology annotation, cellular component: external side of plasma membrane. The record is from RefSeq and is a predicted model, not a curated record. Lineage: Eukaryota; Metazoa; Arthropoda; Insecta; Ephemeroptera; Baetidae. Gene Ontology annotation, biological process: biological process involved in interspecies interaction between organisms. Bases 78 to 1370 code for a protein of 430 amino acids. The transcript has 7 exons. Gene Ontology annotation, molecular function: carbohydrate binding.
CACUGUCAAAGGUGGGCGGUCAGGGUAUUGGCAUUGGCCUUUGCUUUGGUGCUCUCGUCAGUCCGCGUUGGCACAAAAUGCAGAGAACAACGGUGCUCCUUCUGCUGCUCAUUCUGGCCACAAUCCAGGCUAAAGAGGAGCAAAAUAAUAAAAAAGAAGUCGACUGCGAAACUGCCAAAGAAUCUGUGGAGCGCAGUUUCCAGAUUUUGAGCAUCAGCACACGUCAAUUGGGACAAAAAUGUAGAGAGGAAAAAAGAGAGUGCGAUAAAAAAAUGAGAGAAUUUGCAAAGUUAGAGGAGGAAAAGAAAAAAUGCGACGAAUCUUUAAAAGGAUUGGAUGACGAAGUCGCAAACUACGCCUCGAGUUUUGACGAGCUCGGUGGCGAGCUGCAAAAAUGCAAACAGGAGUUGGAGAACGUCGGUGUUGGCACCGCGAGUCCGGAUCUAGAAGAUACCAAGACGGAGCUGGAAAGAACGAAAGGCGAAAAAGAAACGCUGGAAGCGGAGCUGGCGACUGAGAAGCAAGAAAAAAGCGAGUUGCAGGAGAAGUUGGAUGACACGAUAAGGGAAAAGACUACCUUGCAAGUGGAAGUAAACGCAUUGAGAGAAAAUGAGACUUUCUGGGAAAAUAUUGUCGCCAAGCAAAAAGAAAGCAAGGAAAGUUUACAAGUCCGGUUGGACGCGGAAAUCACGCUGAAAGAAGAAAUUACUAAAGAGUUGAGCGAAUUGAAAGAGGAAAAAAUACAGUUGCAAAAACUGGCUGCUGAAAAUUUGGUCAAUUACACAGACAUGCAAACACAAAUGGAACAGCUGAGAAAGAGCAUUGAUCGUCUUGAAAAUGAAAAUAAAAAUGUUCUGACGAAGUUGGCGAUUUGCAAUGAAUUGAGAUCAGAGCCGGUUGUUGAUGAUGACACAAAUGAAAUCGAUAACAAAAACAUGACUGAAAAAUGUGGACGUAUUGGUAGGGGCCUUGAACUGACAAGGACUAAUUCCGGAAUUUAUUAUUUCAACCACAUAACUGCCUUGCCGUGGUUGUCUGCCAAUGACUAUUGCCGCGCACGUGGCUUGGAAUUAGCUUCUGCAGAAUCAGAAGAUGAAAUUUUGGAAGUUGGUCGAGUCAGAUCACUCGGAUACCAUGUUGCUUUUUGGACAGCAGCUUCCGACAGAGGACACGCUGCUGGACAAUUCCACUGGCCGAGCGGGAGAAAAGUUGCUUCGGCCCUUUGGUUCCCGGGACAACCAGAUCAGGUCUCGCACGGUAGAGAAGAUUGCGCUUACGUUUACGGGUCAAAGCUGAAAGAUUCGCCCUGCUCGGCAUCGUUUUACUUUGCGUGUCAAGUACCUCAAGAGUGCAUUCCGCUUUUAAGUUAAUCGGUUUGGUUGAAGCAUUCUCAAAAUUGAAUCAAGUGGCCAUUUUAUAAAUUUAAAUAUUACCUCCUCUAUUUUACUAUUUUACGAUAUUUAUUUAAUUUAUUCUAAUAUCAAAAUCACUAAUAUGUACGCAUCUAAUGAGUAUAGCAAUAAUAAAAUAGAUUCUUUAUACAAUUUUUUUUAAAGCAAUCACAAUACCUGUUUAAAUUUGCA